Pieris napi is the source of this 4284-nucleotide messenger RNA. RefSeq names its product SH2B adapter protein 1 (gene Lnk). Lineage: Eukaryota; Metazoa; Arthropoda; Insecta; Lepidoptera; Pieridae. Gene Ontology annotation, cellular component: plasma membrane. Gene Ontology annotation, molecular function: transmembrane receptor protein tyrosine kinase adaptor activity. The transcript is spliced from 5 exons. Bases 197 to 1654 code for a protein of 485 amino acids. Gene Ontology annotation, biological process: intracellular signal transduction. The record is from RefSeq and is a predicted model, not a curated record.
AUUUUUUCAUAUGGUAAUUAAAGUUGUUUUCGCGAGAUUCUUGAGAGCAUCAUGAAUCUUAUUUUGAUAGCAUAAUUGUUAUUAAUUCAGUAAAAAAGUGCUAAUAAAUAUUUAAGUAGUUUAGUGUUUCAAUGUUAAGUUUAACGUAGAGUAAAAAAUAGUUAUACAAGUGGAGCUAAUAAAGAAAUUGCUUGCCAUGGCCGGCCCGUCCGACGGCGAUCCCGACGGAUGGGUCCAGUUCUGUGAGCGUCAGGCCAAAACUGCCGCUCAGGACUUCGCCAAGGCUUGCGUACAAUACAUACAAACCAGCACAAUAGACGGCACGGCUCGCCCAUACACGUCUCAAAAGGAACUACUGAAAAAAUUCGUCGAAUGCUUCUCUGAACACUUUGACUUCGAAUUUAACAAGCUAAAGGCACAGCACAAGUUACCAAAUGGCACACAUACUGGACACGACGAAAGUGACUAUUCAGAAGACACUGAGUCGCCGAAAACACAUCACAAACCAUUUUUCAGAAGGUUAUCGUUUAAGGGUUUGCGGCGUGGUAAGGGUCUGUUCCAAAAACAGCAUUCAGACGAAGUAGAAUUAUCAACGAAUUUGAACAAACACAAAACUAAGUUAGCGAAAAUUGUUGUUGAAUGUAGAAAAGAAGGAUUAGUUAAUUAUUUAACUCCAGAAAGCUUGGAGCAACCUGGAGGCCCACAGAAAUGGGAAAAAUGUAGGCUAGCAUUAGUUAAGACUGUAGGUGGUUAUAUGUUAGAGUUUUACUCUCCACCUAAAGCUCAAAAGCCUAGAAGUGGUGUAUUUUGUUUCCUAAUAUCUGAGGCUCGGGAAACCACUGCUUUAGAGAUGCCUGAUCAUGAAAAUACUUUUGUUUUAAAGGCUGACAAUAAUAUGGAAUAUGUAAUUGAGGCAGCUGAUGUAGAUGACAUGAAGUCAUGGUUAGCAACAAUAAAGUACUGUAUGAGAUCGGCACCUACAACCCAGCCACCACCAGAUUCCCUAGCUGGACUGUCAGAGCCCGCACCCCCAGAUCUGCCACCACGAAGAGAUUUACCCUCAAGUACUAGUAAUGCCGAUUUAGCUACGGACACUCCUGAAGAGGCUGAAUUAGGUUCAAUAGCAGAAGAGGCAUGUGAUGCAGGCCCCCGAGUGUCUCUUAGUGAGUGGCCUUGGUUCCAUGGGACUUUAGCCCGGUCGGCAGCUGCAGCAUGUGUUUUGGCUGGUGGAACUGCAGCUCAUGGGUGCUACCUUGUUAGGCAGAGUGAGACACGGAGGGGAGAAUAUGUGCUCACUUUUAAUUUCCAGGGCCGAGCUAAACACCUGCGAAUGACACUAAGCGAUUCUGGACAAUGCCGGGUGCAGCAUCUCUGGUUUCCAAACGUCCAUGACAUGCUGGAACACUUCCGAGCAAACCCCAUUCCGCUGGAAUCGGGCGGGGCAGCUGACGUCACCCUUACAGAGUAUGUGGUCUGCCAGGACGGAGCUAGAAAUCAAUCGGAAGUGUCACACGGUAGUGACGUUCGCAUGAGACGUGCGGAAAUGGAGGCUCUCUUCGGGAACAAUAGCAGCCCAUCCGAUCACCGAGCUGUUGAUAACCAAUACGUACUAUGCAACAUUCGUCCAUCGACCUCGGAUAGAAAUCCUACUUAAUUUUCGAUGCGAUAUUGCACGAAGAAUGUAAAUUUCAAAUCUAAGGUGAUAUGGUACGAAGAAAGUAGGGAUUGAGUUACCUCUUACAGUACCUUAACGUAGCUCCAAUGUAAAUGUUUGUUUUAGUAAAUUCAUGUUUCUACGGUAACGAUCCUAAAGUCUGGCAAAACGCUUUAGCACAAACUUGAGUGUAACGCCAAUACUAUAGUGAAUGAAUAACUAACAUCGCUCCUUUCUUGGUGUAUUUGAUGUAAAAUAAAUAAUUUCUUUCUUCGAAAAUGAUUCGAUCGUAAUCUGAGAGACAACAUAAUACACGGCAAUUACAAAAGAUGGCGCUGUAAUAAAAUUACCAGAUAAGCUUUGUGCAAUAUUAUUUUUGUUGCUCAAUAUUAUGAAUAGGUUGUAUAGGAUUUUGCCAAAUCAAUUUUGCUAUUUAGCCAAUGUAUGCUUAAGUACAUUUUUAUGAUAUCAAUACUCAAUGUAGUUUAUAUUUUUCUUAAUAACGGUGCAUUAGAAAUUAAGUCAGAACCAAAUACACAAACGUCAAUUGUAGAAAAAGCUUUAUUUUUUAGCCGCUGUUGAAAUUGAGCGCUCUUUGUGUAUCUGGCAUUUAAUUGUUAAUGCUCUUUUGGAGCCAUAGCACAAUUUUAUACUGUAAGGAUCGCUAUGUCAAUAUAUAUGUUCUCAGAAUAAAACCACUUUUCCGAUUUUAAUGAAAGUAAGCAGAUAGGUAGCAGCUUUUUUAUUUUAUAGACCACUCAAGAUAAUAAAACAAAAUAUUUUUUUUAUUAACCUUAAAAACAUAGUUGGAAUUCUAAGUUUAAAAGUAUAAAUUAAAAAAACUAUUUUUUUAUUAACCUUUUAUUUUAUUUUUUGUUCAUUUGCAGUUUUAAUAACAACUAAGUCAAAGAAUUACCUAUCUGAUUUCUUUAAGUAUGAAAGUGAAUGUUGGAAUUGAAAUAGAUAUAGGUAGGAAUAUCGUUUGUUGUAUAAAUAAACAUUAGAAUAAUUAUUUAUUAAAUGUACGUAUAUCGCCCCAGAGACCCACACGAUAGCUUUUUGAGUCUAUAGCGUUUUCCCGCUAAAACCACUGAUUCUUAUUUUUAGUAUAGCGACAUCUAUAGUUUUAACCUGUAACCAUGCUUGCACUAAUCGUCGAUAACCUUAAUCACUCUUAUGUUGCUUGCCGUUACAUAGAGAGUGGGGUCUCUCUGCAUCUUCUACCAGCUGAAGUAUAUCCGAACCAUUUCGACUUAGGGUCUUUCAAAAAAAGAGCGUACCAAUUCUUAAAAGGCCGGUACGUACCCUCUGGCAUUGAAGUAUCCAUAGCGGCGGUAUCACUUAACAUCAGAUGAGCCUCCUACCCAUUUGCCCAGUAUUGGCACUCCGUAACCGAACUUUUAUCUCCACAUCUGUAACCCUGAUGCUAUACGAUACUAAAUGAUGAUCCUCGAUGUGAUACGAAAACUCAAGUGAAAUCGCAAUAAUAAAUCUCUCGUGGGUUGAUCAAAGCGUAAAAUAUUUGUGUCUUCUUAUUUUUAGUACUACCAUUACAUACUCAAUAAAAAAAAUACCUUUUCUAUAUUUCGAUACCUUAUAGCAAAAAGUCAGAAGAAAAAUCUUCGUUCACGCCUGAUACAACAUUGUUGUCAUUUCAUAGGCGUACCUUUACAUUUAUUAUAUAAAUUUUCUACACAGAUUUAAUUACAUUGUCAAACUCAUGGAGUUGUUUAUCAGUUUAUUUUUAUAGAAGAAAUAUCUUUAUAGCUUUCGGUGUUUGUUAGUAAUAAGUUCAUCGUGUGGGUGUAAUUGUUAAAAAAAUGUUGCCUUGUAAUUAAAUCCUAAGUGUAACUGUGUUGUCGCUGUUGCAAUGCUUAUAGGGGUCUCCCAAAUUAUAAUUUUAACAAAUAAAUUUAUCUAAGCCGGUAAAAAUUAAAUUUGUGUUUUUCAAACAAUACGUCACUAUAAAGACCUACUGUUAAAAGCGAAGAAAUUACACCUGUAUAAUUAACCCAAGAGCAAUGUAAAUAAUAGCGAAUUAUCAAAGCUGCCAAAUAUGGAAUAAAGACGGAAUCGCAUUUAAAUCCAUAUAACUUAUCCGAGUCCUAUAUACAACUAACGGAUGUACGUAAUAUGCAAUAUUUAAUAAGUAUAUAAAUUAACAUGAGUAGGGCCUGUUUUAACUAAUGUUUGCCGGAAAUAGAAUAUAAUACGGAAAAAAAUGUUUUUCCAAACCAAGUGUGGCGAAAUUAAAUGUAACGUUAGAAAUAGUUUAUGAUGGUUGGCGCAUACUUUUUAAAUUAUUACAUUUAAACUGGAGAUACUGAAUUCAAUUUCCAUUUAUAAUAUGUUAUAAGCAAUUUACGGCCAGAACCUUCUAAAAGCUUUUUCUUUAUCAUUGCAAGUUACUAUAACUGAUAUUUAUUUAUAUUUUCCUUUAGGAUGACCUAUUUAUAUUUUUAACCUAUGACCUAUAUAUAUUUUUAACUAAUAAUAACGAUUAUAUGAAGUGUACAUGCACAAUCAACGGAUAUCUGUUUGUUGGAUAUAGGAAUCAGCUGUUAGCUAUGUAACAUUCCCUGUUUAGUGUGAAUGUAAGUUUGUAAUAUACACAUUAUAUUUUGCACAGA